UUAAGAAUGUUUGUAUAACGUAAGGAGUACACAUACUAUACAGUUUUUGUAAAGAUUCACACCUGAGCGCCACAUUACAUUUUGUCAGACACCAAUUUCUGUUGCCAUUGCUCAACAACUAUUAAGUAUUAUUGAAGUAUAGGCGAGGAUGAAGAAGAGGGCCGCCGGAGUGUGGCGGCGGCGGCGAUGGUGGCCGUGGCGGCAGGUUCUGAUUGUGUGGCUGGCGAUUGGGUUUCAGAUGGUUUUGCUCACAGAGUGUUCUUUGAAACGGCAGAAAAUGCCAAAGAAGCAUAUCCAUGCAGAACAAGAAUCCUAUCCACCGGUUCAAUUGCUUAGACAGGAUGAUUAUGAUGGGCAAGUGGUGGUGGAUAAUGGUCUGUUCAGAAUCACAUUUUCUACCCCCGGUGGACAGGUCACUGGAAUACAGUACAAUGGAAUUGAUAAUUUACUGGAAACUGUAAAUUUGGAAGAUAAUUACAGAGGGUACUGGGACAUUGUUUGGAACAAAGCAGAUACGCCUGGUAACAUUAUUGAUAAGCUUGAAGGGAGUAAUUAUACGAUAAUAAUGGAAGAUGAUAAUAAAGUAGAGCUUUCAUUCACAAGGACAUGGGAUAGUACUACUUCUAAUGGCUCCAAUUUUCCCAUGAACUUUGACAAAAGGUAUGUGGUGUUGCGUGGAUGCAGUGGGUUUUACUCUUACGGUAUUUUUGAACGUUUAGAUGGUUGGCCAGACAUCGAUGUGUACCAAGGACGAAUUGUGUUCAAGCUCGACCAAAAGUUGUUCCAAUACAUGGCUAUGUCUGAUGAGAGGCAACGGAUCAUGCCAACUGCCCAAGACAGAAAAAAGGGAAAAGUACUUGAUUACCCAGAAGCGGUUCUCUUGACACAUCCAAAAAACUCUUUUCUCAGAGGAGAGGUCGAUGACAAGUACCAAUAUUCCGUGGAAAACAAGGAUAACCGAAUCCAUGGGUGGAUAAGUCCAAAACAACCAACCGGGUUCUGGAUGAUCACCCCGAGCAAUGAAUUUCGAAAUGGUGGACCAGUAAAACAAGACCUCACUUCUCACACUGGACCAAUCACUCUAUCAAUGUUUUUCAGCACACACUAUGCUGGAGAGAAAUUGGGACUAAAAUUCAGGAAUGGAGAGCCAUGGAAGAAGGUUUUUGGCCCAGUUUUCAUGUAUUUAAACUCAGAUAAUCUUGAUCUCUGGGCUGAUGCAAAGGAACAGAUGUUCAUAGAAACCGAAAGCUGGCCAUACAAUUUCCCGCAAUCACAAGACUUCUAUCCACCUCAACAACGAGGCCUAGUAACGGGCCGGUUACUAGUCCGGGACAGCUAUGUUAGUGAAAGGCUGAUGACAGCAAAUUCGGCUUCCGUGGGGCUUGCAGCCCCGGGCGAUCCAGGAUCAUGGCAAGUCGAAAGCAAGGGCUAUCAGUUCUGGACUCAAACUGAUGCAGAAGGGUAUUUCUUGAUUAACAAUGUGAUUCCAGGGAAUUACAGCUUGUAUGCUUUUGUGCCUGGGUUCAUGGGAGAUUACAGAUACAGUUCCUACAUUACAAUCACACCAGGAUCAAAAACCAGGCUGGAAAAUCUGGUUUUUGAUCCUCCCAGAAUAGGUCCAACGUUGUGGGAAAUCGGCAUCCCUGACAGGACUGCUGCAGAGUUUUUUAUCCCGGAUCCUUAUCCAACCCUCAAGAAUCAAUUAUACUCAGAAGACACUUCAGAAAAGUUCAGGCAGUAUGGAUUGUGGGACAAGUACACAGAACUGUACCCUGAUCAGGACUUGGUUUUUGCAGUUGGAACUAGCAGCUAUCAGAUUGAUUGGUUCUUCGCCCAUGUUAAUAGAUAUAUACUCGGGGAUGAAGGAAACAAGACGUAUGUGCCGACCACAUGGACAAUUGAGUUCAUUCUUGACAACGUUGAUGAAUCUGGGCAUUAUACCCUAUGGGUUGCAUUGGCAUCAGCACAUGAAGCUGAAUUGCAGAUUAGAGUGAAUGAUCCAGAGGGGGAAGUCCCACAUUUCACAACUGGUUUCAUAGGCAAAGACAAUGCAAUUGCCAGACAUGGGAUUCAUGGCUUGUACUGGCUGUUUUGUGUUGAUGUUCCAGGGUCUCUUCUUGUCAGUGGAAGCAACUCAAUCUUUCUCAGGCAGGCAAGAGGCUCCAGCCCUUGGAAAGGGGUAAUGUACGAUUACAUUCGUCUCGAAACGCCUCAUUCAAAUGAUUAGUUUUACACAACAUUGUACAUAGGGUGAAUUUCGAGUUUCUUUUGUCCCCGGGAUAAAAGAAAUAGGGAAUUUUUAGAUUAGAAAUAGUACAUUGGAAAGGGGUAAUGUAUGAUUAUAUUCGUCUAGAAGCACCUCCUCCAAAUCAUUAGUUUUACAUACAACAUUAUACGAGAAAUAUAGGAAAUUCGUUAGUGGUUGUGGGUUUUCACCGUUAGAAAGUGUACCAUGGCCUAUGUUUCUUAGCAUGUUUGGAGGCUAGUAGAUGACUAGAUGGUAAUGCAUGCAGUAUUGCAAUUUUGUCUCCCAAAUGUGGCAAUACAUACACAUUCUUUGAUUUGAUAACAAAUAAAUUAGCAAUA
This is a messenger RNA of Ipomoea triloba (trilobed morning glory), 2586 nucleotides long. RefSeq names its product rhamnogalacturonate lyase-like. Gene Ontology annotation, biological process: carbohydrate metabolic process. Lineage: Eukaryota; Viridiplantae; Streptophyta; Magnoliopsida; Solanales; Convolvulaceae. The record is from RefSeq and is a predicted model, not a curated record. The coding region runs from base 149 to 2227 and encodes 692 amino acids. Gene Ontology annotation, molecular function: catalytic activity; carbohydrate binding. The transcript is spliced from 15 exons.